GCAGCAGCAGCUGCUCAGCCUCUCGGCUCAGGUUUCACCUGCGUGCUGACGUCACACGCAGCCGUAUAAAGACAAUGCCGCCUCGCGCCCGCAUACAUCUCCUGCCGCUAUGGCUCAGCUGCAGUCUCUGCAUGUGUCCGUCGGUAUUCUGAGCAUCUCUGGCGGUUCUCUCCUGCUGUUGGUGAACGACUAUGCCAGCUCACCUGAAAGAAACUUAAUUCCCUACACUGCACUGGGGGUUCUGCUCCUCAUCAUUGCAGCCCUCCUAGCUUAUGCAGGUAUCCGUCGCAGUCUGUCCCAUGCCCAGCUCUUCUCCACUCUGUGUCUCACUGUCUCCGCCCUGUGGUGUGGUUCAGGUCUGGUGUACAUCCUGGUGGGGCAGGGUGUGCUGCAGCCCUCGGAGCUGAGAGCCUCUCUGGUCCCAGGCCUGGCAGCAUUCACCUUAGCCCUGCUCAUCAUAGGCAGCGUAGCGGUCCUGGUGAAGAAAGCUGUUCUAUCUGUCAUAGCUGUUGGCAUUAGCUUAGCGUGUGCCCAUCAAAUCGCAGGUUUGUCCGCUGUAGGUUUCGGUCAGUCUGCCACAGCUGCCAACUACCUUCUUGUCUGCGUGGUGGGUGUUUACUUUGGUGCUGGACGCCUGCUGUCCACCAUCACUCGAGGUAAAGUGGAGCCUCCAGGAACAGUCCUGAAGGCCAAAGCUGAGGUGACAGCAGAGCAGAAUCGGGGCGGCACUGAUGCACUGUCGGUAGGUCUGGUGAUGAACCUGCUGUCUGCCUCUGUGCUGGCCUGUCCUCUGUUAGGUGUGGUCCCCCAGCUCUUCGUCGGUCACGUGCCGUGGCUGUGGACCGCUGGAGUCUUCCAGCUCGGCAUGUGUGUCCUCUUCUACCGGGCCAUGGACACACUAGCCGCCACUUUUUACGGCUUCACUGCCCUUCUGAGGUUUGCGGAAGGCUACAGCGCUCUCCUGUCGUUCUACUCCAUUCAGCCUUACUCCCCCGUUCCCUUCCCUGUCGUCUUCUCAGUGCUUUUCUUCGUCCUGGCUCUGUUCAGUUGUCAGAAGAGCUUGCUGGAGGGGCUCUAUCAGCUUUUCUUUGUAGCUUAUUCCAUUGCUAUUGCAGCCCAGCCUCAAGGCUUCUUCCAAGGGGGCACACAGGGUGUACAGGCAGCAAUAUUUGUAGUCUCUGCCGGCAUGCUUUUCGUCACCACAUUCAAUAUGGUCUCCAAGACAACGAUUCCCACAGGGCAGGGUUACUUUAAGGCUUUGGUCACCAGGAUGCGGCGUCUCACCCUCAGAGCCCACGAUAAAGAGCUCCAUUCACCUCACCUGGGUUACUCCAAGUAUGCAGAUGCAGAGGUGUUGGGCCACGCCUGCAGUGUGCUGGCUGCCUUUGCCAUCACGGCCACAGUGGGGGGCAGAGAUCCUCUGUCUGUGCUGAUUCUGCCCUGGGUGGUGGUGGCCGGAGGGGCACUCACGCUGCUCUGCGGCUCAGUAGCUUUCGCCCGAGGUAAAACCUUUGAGAGCACAGUUUUUAUUCUCUACGGGGUGAUGUGGACAGUGUGGGGGCUGACACGAUACGGCGGCCUUUAUGGGCAGACCAGAAGCUUCGAUGUGGCUGUUGGGAUCAUCAGUUUCAUGCUGUUUAAUGGUCUGGUGACAGUUGCAGCGUUGUUUUUAAAUGUCGCCUGGUUCGCUUACUCCUUCACCUUCCAGCUCAUUCUUAUCAGCUUCCUGCUGGAUGCAGUGGGCGCCCUGCCUUUUGGUUAUGAUAUAGGAGUCACCAUCAUCUUUGGUCUUGUUAGUUUUUACUGUUUCCUGGCACACAUUUUCAACAGCACCUUCCAGUCCCCGCAGAUCCCCUUAGGAAAACCUCUGAUAAAGCUGAGUGGGGUCGGGGGAGGUGCAGAUAUCUGUCCACACCUACCUGCACGCAAGGCCACGUCCGUCCACCAGAUUGCAGAAAUCAUGAAAAAUGGUGGCAUAUGUGGAAUGCCCACUGACACUGUCUAUGUGCUGGUGGCAGCUUGCAACAGGCCUGAUGCGGUUGUCAAAGCUUACAAGGUGAAGAAGCAGGCGCAGGACCGACCCAUGUCACUGUGGAUCUCCUCCAUCAAGCAGCUAGAGCCGGUGCGACACCUGCUGAGCCCUCUGCUCCUGGACUUCAUGGAGGCUGCCUGGCCCUCCUCCAUUAGCAUGGUGAUACCCAGAGGCCCGUGGCUGGACACCUUUGGUUUAGGAGAUGCUGCCAAACACAUAGGGACUCCACAGAGCAUUGCCAUCAGAAACCCAGACUGUUCUGUGGCCACGCACCUCAUUAAUCUGGUGGGGCCCAUCGCUGUAACCUCAGCCAACCCCACAGGCGAGGCAGACACGACUCACCACAACCAAGUUUAUGCCAAACUUGGCAACAAGGUGGAUGGGGUGCUAUGUGACGGAGCCUCUCCUGAGAACAUCGCAUCUACUGUGGUCGACUGCACAAAGAUCGAAACAGGGCAUAUUGGAUUCUUCAGAGUGGGUCUCAUUCCUAAAUCUAAGGUUCUUCAAAUCUUCGAGGAGGUUCAGAUGCGGCACAGACAGGGGCAGACGAAUCCUGCUUUUGAGUAUGAUCUCGAUCCGCCAAACACCCAAAGGGAAAGAAAUUCCGAUGAAUCAGAGUCGGGAAGAGGAAGCGGAGACACAACACCAUCCACAGCUUCGCCUCAACAGAGUCCAGUCCUCAGAAACGGCUCAUAGAAUUAAUGUACUGUUUAAAAAGAAUGUAACAUGAAUUCAAAUACACACUAAAGGCGAUUGUUCAAUGAAAUAUCUACACACAGAUGUAAUAGUUUCCACACUGGUGUUUGGUCCACCAUAUGUAAGGAUGACCCCACAAGCCCUUUAUGUCUUGAUGUUUUCAGCAUGUUUGUCUGUUUAUCUAAAUUAUUUUUGGAAGAGUUAAACUUAUAUUGGUGUGGAAUUUCUUUCUGUGGAAUUAUAAGACUACAAAGCACUGUAAUCACUAUCUGAAUGCAAUUAAUUUAUAUUUCAUGCAAUAUAUGUGCAAUAUAUUGUAAAUUAUAAAUUGUAUUUUUUUACAUCGUCUGCCCUCUUUGUCUGGAAAUUGCAGUAUUUUGAAUAUGUCUCUGUUUUGUAUAUAUUUUUCAUGAAAAAAUAUACAUUAAAAUUACAAUUAUUUAUA
Molecule: messenger RNA, 3173 nt
Organism: Acanthopagrus latus (yellowfin seabream)
Lineage: Eukaryota; Metazoa; Chordata; Actinopteri; Spariformes; Sparidae
Exons: 9
Coding region: 110-2728 (872 amino acids)
Biological process (GO): regulation of translational fidelity
Cellular component (GO): cytoplasm
Molecular function (GO): tRNA binding; nucleotidyltransferase activity; double-stranded RNA binding
Source: RefSeq, a predicted model, not a curated record